CCGUGUCAGUGUUGAAAUUCCCGUGCGAGUACACGAGGCAUUGCAUCCUACGCAAGCAGCGGGUAGUGCGCUUAGUCUCUUCGACGAAGCUGUGAAAUCGAGAUAACCGAUUCGUAUAAGCAAGUAGAGAACACAUCGACGACGUCAUGUAUCUCCUGCCGCUGUUGUUCUCGAAUCUCCAUCUGGGACUGGACGCACCCGUCGGCUCGCUAGACCCAACUCUCGGUAGAAUGAGCCCUGUCCGACCGGAAGACUUAACCCGCAUCUACCCGACCGCCAGUUUCGACCGCGGGGUACUGGACUUUUACUACAGACCCUGGGCGGGGCAUCAGGAUGUCCUCAGUUCCACGAUGAUUGGCGACAAGGUCUUCAAGAUCACCCUAGAUGUGAAGCAGUACAAGCCGGAGGAGGUCAACGUCAAGGUGGUGGACCGUUGGGUGGUCGUCGAGGCCAAGCACGAGGCGACGGAAGACGACGGCAACGUCUUGUCCCGGCAGUUCGUCAGAAAAUAUCUGCUACCCAGUCGCGCUGAAGUGGGCCAGGUCUCUGCCACGAUAUCGAGCGACCAUCUCCUGAUAGUCACAGCGCCGAUGAAGCCGCAGGACGAGAGAGUGAUCAAGAUCGAGCAGACCGGAAAGCCGGCCGUUUCUCCUAACAGCCAGAAAGAGGCUGGCGAGUCCGAAUUGUCUGAAACGGUCCCGGCCGUCGAGAGAAAAUCGGAGGACAACAAGGUUGUUCGGGAGGAAGUGACGGCUACGCAGGCACAGGAAGCAGGACCGAAGCCCGAAAAAUGAUAGACUGAAUUACGGAAUCUUUUUUUUCCGUUCUAUUUGAUACGUAAUUUUGCACACGUAAUUUGGUUGUUUAACACUUUGCACUUACUCCUACAAAACUACGUUCCUCGCUCUGUUGGCUAUAACUAUAAUACAUUCCUUAUUGUAUUGUAGUUACAUUGUAUAGUAUAUUAUACUUUCUUUAGUGUAUAUAUAUUACCGAUUAU
This is a messenger RNA of Temnothorax curvispinosus, 1000 nucleotides long. RefSeq names its product protein lethal(2)essential for life-like. The transcript has a single exon. Gene Ontology annotation, biological process: protein refolding; response to heat. NCBI's taxonomy places the organism in Eukaryota, Metazoa, Arthropoda, Insecta, Hymenoptera, Formicidae. The record is from RefSeq and is a predicted model, not a curated record. The coding region runs from base 147 to 794 and encodes 215 amino acids. Gene Ontology annotation, molecular function: protein folding chaperone.